AGGAAGGGGACACUACUCUGUCAAACUUUGUUUGCUUCCGGUCUAACCCACGUUUGGCUGUGAAAGGAGUCAGCAAAUCUGGAAAUAUUGACAUAUUGAAUAUCAAAACGUUCGACGCUACUUUCAAAAACCUCUUAGACAAAAAUGUUUAAAAAGUUCAGUGGCAAGGAAAUGGUCACUAAUGUGAACAACUCCAAAUCCUCAGUACAAAAGGGAAUCAGAAAUCAGCUGGUUGAACAAUUUCCUUUUAUUGAAGAUUAUCUGGAUGAAAUUGUGCCAAAGAAGGAGCCACUCAAAAUUGUUAAAUGCCAAGACCACCUUGAACUUCUAGCAUCCCAAACUGGAGAGCUGCUGUUUUUUAGACAGAGAGAUGGACCUUAUUAUCCUACUCUUCGGCUUCUUCACAAAUAUCCCUUCAUAUUGCCACACAUGCAGGUAGAUAAAGGUGCCAUUGGGUUUGUACUAAGUGGGGCGAACAUCAUGUGUCCAGGCCUGACCUCACCUGGUGCUCGCAUGACAAAAGUUGACAAAGAUGCUAUUGUCGCUAUUAUGGCAGAGGGAAAGGAAACAGCACUUGCAAUUGGCCUCACAAAGAUGUCUACGGAUGAAAUUUUGAGCAAGAAUAAAGGAGUGGGCGUUGACAACAUUCAUUUCUUGAAUGACGGUCUUUGGCAGAUGAAGGCAGUAAAAUAGUGCAUCUCCACCUUUUAGAUACUCAAUUCUUUGCAUGUAUGUUUGUUGUCCCAUGCUCAUGACACUUCUUGUGAUAUGGCUGACACCAUUACCAUCAAUGCUGAUGAAGAUAAUUAAUAUUUCUCACGACUGCUUAGUUUGUAUGCCAGGUAUACAUUGUGUACAGUUUAUGGCUGUUCUGGGUUACAUGAGAAUGUAUAUUUCACAAGGUGAGAUGGGGAUGAUUGUCAAGCUUGUUAGAAGUGUUGGACUAAGGCUGACUAGAGCAAGAGAGUGGAAAGUGACUGAGAAUCUCGAAACGCUUGUGUCAGAACUUGAUAGAAAAGGCCGGAUGAAAUAAAGAGCUAUUGUGGAGGAUUCCUAGGAAUGUUGCCCUUCCUGUCAGUAUAUCAUUGACUUUUAAAGAUUGUGCUUAUAAUGUAUUGGUCAGUAAAUCUAUUCCAAAAGAU
Messenger RNA from Pomacea canaliculata, 1142 nucleotides. RefSeq names its product malignant T-cell-amplified sequence 1-like. The transcript is spliced from 6 exons. Gene Ontology annotation, molecular function: RNA binding. Lineage: Eukaryota; Metazoa; Mollusca; Gastropoda; Architaenioglossa; Ampullariidae. Bases 145 to 693 code for a protein of 182 amino acids. Gene Ontology annotation, biological process: formation of translation preinitiation complex. The record is from RefSeq and is a predicted model, not a curated record.